Molecule: messenger RNA, 2602 nt
Organism: Chlamydomonas reinhardtii
Lineage: Eukaryota; Viridiplantae; Chlorophyta; Chlorophyceae; Chlamydomonadales; Chlamydomonadaceae
Exons: 4
Coding region: 58-1962 (634 amino acids)
Biological process (GO): alternative mRNA splicing, via spliceosome
Cellular component (GO): nucleus; cytoplasm
Source: RefSeq, a predicted model, not a curated record
GGUUUGAGACAUUAUUGUUCAGUGCUGCAUGAGUAAUUAGGCCUAGAAGCCCCAAACAUGGAGGAGGAGGAGGCCCACCGCCUGUACACGCUGUUCCAGAGGACGAAUGAUGCUGCCAAAACCAAAAAGGGCCUUGGCUUUAGCUCGUCGGAGCCGCCCGCACGUGGUGCAUAUGCGGCGCCAACAGCAGCAGCUGGCGGAUUCAUGUCCUCCUUUGUCCGCAGCACCACAGCCUUUGGUGCGGAGCAAACAAAGGCGCCACCGGUGCAGGCACCGACGCUCGGGGGCAGCUAUGACAGUGACGAUGCCGGCGAACGUGCGGCCAAGCGCCAGCGACAGCAGCGAGCAAGUGCCUACAAUGCCGUGGCGGAUGAGCGCGAUGAUGACCCGCGUUUCUGGGGUCGCGGCGCGGACCAUCCGGGGCGCGGUGGGCUGGGCGGGCGCAGGCGCCACCCCGAGGAGGAGGCAGAGGAGCCGGAGGAGGCGGAGGACGAGGCGGAGGUGCGGCGACGGCUGCAGGCCAAGGAGAAGCAGCGGCGAGAGCGGGAGGCGGCGGCCUGGGAGCGGCACCGCGCCGAGGGCGGCGGCGAUGAGGGCCGCAGUGGCCGUCACGUGGGUGCCAGUGGCGGCGGCAGUGGCAGCAGGAGGGAUGUGGCGCCUGCUGGCGCAGGAGGCAAGACAAGGGGCAAGGACCAGCCGCCCGACUACUCAGCCCUUAUACCUGGUUAUGAAGCCAUGAACCCGGCAGAGAAGCUGCGCGCACGCACGCGGCUGUCUCUCGCACAAGCCGAAACGCGCGUGGCCAGUCGGGCCGCCGCCGCCGCUGCUGGCAGCGACGACGAGGACGGCAGCGGUGGCGCCGGCGGCAAAGGCAACUGGACUCGCUUCGCCUUUAAUGCCGACGCCGUGCCGGAGGAUGGCAUGGCUUUUGGGCGCCGCGGCGGCGGAGGUGGAGGAGGGGAGGACGAGCCGCGGGAGCCAAAGCAGUACAACAGCCACGGGCUGGGUGCGGACCUGGACAGGGGGGAGCUGGAGAUGCUGGUGGGGCGGCGCACGGCGGAUGUGGAGCGCCAGCAGCGGGCGGAGCAGAAGGCGCAGGCGGCGCACGAGGACGCCAUCUUUGGAUCACGCCUGCCGCCGCCACCACCGCUGCCAACUGCGCGGGCAGAGCCCGGGCGCGAUGAGCGGGAGCGUCGGCGGGAAAGGAGCCGGGACCAGGACCGGGGCCGGGGCCGGGACUGGGUCCGGGACCGGGACCGGGACCGGGACCGGGACCGGGACCGGGACCGGGACCGGGACCGGGACCGGGACCGGGACCGGGACCGGGACCGGGACGGGGACCGGGACGGGGACCGGGAUCGUAACAGGGAUAGGGGCAGUGGCCGGGACAGAGAUAGGGUCAGGGAGCGGGACAGGGAUAGGGGCCGGGACGGGCAGCGGGACCGAGACCACGGGCGCGACAGGGAUCGGAGCCGAGAGCGUGAGCGAUAUCCGGACCGAGAUCGUGGGCACGAGCGGGCGCGGGCAAGCAGCGGCGGCCCAGACAAGCGAGACCGCGGCACUGCCAUGGUGGGGAUGCCGGUGCCGCUGUCAGAGCCGCCGCCACUAGCGCCGCCGCCGCCAGCUGUGUACGCUGCAGCUGCAGCACCGACAGCGGCAGUGGGUGCCGCUGCUGCGGCGCCGACAGCAGCUGUGUCUGGCAUGCACGCUGGCGACGACGAAGGGCCUCAGGUGGUGCUGUUGGAUGAGAUGGAGCUGGUGGCGGCGGAGCGGGCGGCGGCAGGGCUAGCGAGCGCUUCCUGCGGUGCAGGCAGCAGCGUGGCAGGCGCGGGCAGCACAGCAGGUGACGGGGAGCCGGCUGACGGGGUGCUCGAAGGGACGCUUCACGAGACGGUGCUGUCCAAUCAGAAGAUGUCGUGGAGGGAGCGCGCGAUCCAAGCUCGGCGCAAGGCUGCCGGGUAGGGUGCCCAUGUGAGCAGGGCGCUGGUGGGGGCGGAAUCACAUUCACAGCAGCAUUCGACUCGACAGUAUUAAAGGGCCUAGUCGCCGAAACAAAGUUGUGCGUGUUGACUUUCCGAGCCAUGCGUGUCUAGCGCGUGUCCGAGUGCGCGUUGCGGCAUUGUGGGCCCCGCCGAACGGCUAUGGGGUGAUGAAAUGGUAGUUGCUGUCAUUCAUUGCCGGUGUGCCACUGUGCCCGCUUGCGGUUCUUCGGCUGGCACUUGACAUGCUUGUAUAACGGGCAGAGUAGCAUCAAGCAUAAGUCGCACACGGAUAACUAGCUGCUUAAAAGGGCCCUGAUAGCAUGUGAUGGCUCGGCGUCUUCGGGUGCUGGGACUGUCCCCUCUGUAACAUCCGCAUUCUUAAAAGGACACCGACUUCCUCCAGCUUGGUGUCACCAGAGAGCGGAGAAGCACGAUGGACCCAAACCGCGGCUGCACGGUAGAGUGGUCCGAGUGGGUCUGCGCGUUGCGUACCGGGCUUGGUGCUGGAUGCCUGGAUAGAGUGAUGUGCAACUAAGCAACUGACGUGUGCCAUUUAGCGGUGGAAAGGAUCCAAUUUGCAUGGCGCCAUGACAGCUGGUCACAUGUAAGGUCUAUCAAGU